Molecule: messenger RNA, 1038 nt
Organism: Lolium perenne
Lineage: Eukaryota; Viridiplantae; Streptophyta; Magnoliopsida; Poales; Poaceae
Source: RefSeq, a predicted model, not a curated record
CCCGGUUGCCGGUUCUCUUUAAUAGCCUGAGUAUCUGUGCAUCUAAUUUCUCAAAGCACCAUUUGCUCACUGCCAUAGUUUCUAGCUGCUCAAAGCCAUGGAAAUCGGUCAAAAUAAGGCACCUUCGUUCUUCAGCUUCCUAAGGGAGGGCCUCCUCCUGCCGAGCCGCAACUGGAGGCUCUUCACAUCGGUCUGUGCACUCAUCCUCGCCUCCACCAAGCUGAUCGAGCUCGCUGUCCACCCCCUCGCCGCCGACGAGACCAAGCUUGACAUCAAGGCGCUCAACACCACCGAGCCCGGCAGCCCGGACUUCGCCAAGCUCCUACAGAACCUCCUGCUCGCCGGUGCAGGGUACAACCUCUUCUCUUUUGUCUCCCACUCCGCUGUCCAGAUCGUCGUCCUAUUCGCCGCCGCCUUCACGUACCCGGGCCAGGAGCAUACUAUUACUACCUUUGGCGCGCUCCUAGGCCAAGCUAAGGCGCAAAUCAAGGGGCCCCUGCUCACGCUCGCCUUCGGCUACAUCCUCGAGACCUUCAGCUUCGUGCCUCUGACGGCCAUGGCAUCACUUCUCGGCCUUCUCGAGGCGAAGCAAUAUUUGGUGACUUCGCUUGUGGCCUCGCUGCUCGGCUUCGCUGCCGUCGUCUGCCUCGAGUACUUCUCCUUCCUCUGCUCCUUCAGCGUCGUCGUGGCGGUAGCCGAGCCCGGCUGCUACGGCGCGGCCGCGUUAGGCAAGGCGUGGAGGCUGGCGAAUGGGAACAAGCGGCAGGUCGUGCUCUACCUCGCCGUGACCGGAGCACUGUCCGCCGCCGUAUCGCCGGUGCACACGCUCGCAAGGACUAAUAAUAGCGUUGCGCUUGGGUUGCUCCUGGGUUUCGUGUACGCGCUUCUGCUGGCGCUCGUGCAGCUCUUCUCUGACUGCGCCAUGACCGCCUUCUACUACGAGCGCAGCUAGGUACUGGAUACCCAAGCUAUCAGCAGAAGAACGCCCGAUUGCUGGCAUGGAAAUUUCGACACUGUAAUAUGUAAUGUUGAUACUAG